AUUUUAGCAAAUAAAAUGUUUAUUAAUGUUCAUGAUGAGAGUCAAAAUUUUAUUUAAUUACGAAGGUGAAUAAAGGUAUAAGCUAGAAAAACAAUAUAUUGCGAAUUUAUUGACCUCAAUAGACUAAUAAUUUCGUGGCCUAGACGACUGGCCUGUCCAUUCUGGUGGCUGGGUGUGCUGCCCGAAAAUUAGCCUGUUCUUUAAAAAGAAUCCUAUACAUUCCUAAUCAGCAUUAGGGAAUGAAACUGACGCUUUCCGGAGGAAGUCAAGGUUCAUGCCUUAAUCUUGAAAGAAGUUGUAAAAUUGAUUUUUUUCCGGUCAACAUAAUCCGCAAAAUUAAAAUCAUGGCUAUUAACUAUCCCCGAGGAUACAAACAAAAUCAAUGUACAUGACAUUAGGUAGUUUUUACAUUUACUACCCCCCUCCUCGGCUAAGUUCAUUGGGGCUAUUUAGUGAUCAAACAGUUAUAAAACAUGGAAGCCCCUCCGAAACGAACGGUCUUUGACGCCGUCAGUAGUAUAGAACAGACUAGCAUCUGUCGAUUGAUUUACUUCGCACAGAUAAAAUCACACCAGCAAGUCUUGACUUUUUUCAGUGACUACUCAACAAACAGUUUCUUUGACCGAAUCAGUGGGCUUCUGCUGGUUUACCCAUCUUCAGUGCUGCAUUUAGUCGAGGCAGACGAGGAAACCAUUUACACGACUUGUUUGGAUUUGAUUAUGACCGAGGCUAAUGGCCUUACGAUCUGCAGAUGUCUUCCGGUCCACGUCAGCACAAGUGGGAGACUAUUCCCAAGAUGGUUCAUGAGGAAAGUUAAUCCACCCUUGGGAAAUGGCGAAACAACGGAUUUUGGGGAUAUGAUGAAGAUGCGAAAUUUUUAUUUCAACAUGGUCGAUAUAUUUUACAAGUUUUAUUUCGAGCUGAAGGAAGGUACUGCCAAUACUGAAGAGUUGAAAGACAAAUUGGACGCGUUAACCCACGAAACCCCGACAUCAUCAAUUCCAUCAGAAAAUUUGAUCAAAUCACUGCUGAAGACUCCCCGAGGCUUCGAAUUAUCCACCCUCACGGAAAAUUACUGGAGCGGAAUAGUAGAGAAGGAGAGCAUCAUCUGGCCAUUUCCAGAUAUCCAAGAGUCGUCGAUCUCCCUCUCCGAACCGUAA
This is a messenger RNA of Diachasmimorpha longicaudata, 1160 nucleotides long. Its product is annotated as testis-expressed protein 47-like. The transcript has 2 exons. The record is from RefSeq and is a predicted model, not a curated record. The coding region runs from base 474 to 1160 and encodes 228 amino acids. Lineage: Eukaryota; Metazoa; Arthropoda; Insecta; Hymenoptera; Braconidae.